Messenger RNA from Sorex fumeus (smoky shrew), 1461 nucleotides. Its product is annotated as dehydrogenase/reductase SDR family member 4. Gene Ontology annotation, cellular component: peroxisome. The record is from RefSeq and is a predicted model, not a curated record. The coding region runs from base 44 to 883 and encodes 279 amino acids. Gene Ontology annotation, molecular function: carbonyl reductase (NADPH) activity. Gene Ontology annotation, biological process: retinal metabolic process. The transcript has 8 exons. Lineage: Eukaryota; Metazoa; Chordata; Mammalia; Eulipotyphla; Soricidae.
CCGCGGUCACCUCCCCCCCGGGCCGCACCCCCGCUCGGGCGCCAUGCAGAAGGCGGGGCUGCUGCGGGGCUGCUGUGCCCAGGUGUGGAAGUCGCUGCGGAUGGCCAGCUCCGGGGUGGCGCGCCGGGACCGGCUGGCGAACAAAGUGGCCCUGGUGACGGCCUCCACCGAUGGGAUCGGCUUUGCCAUCGCCAGGCGCCUGGCCCAGGACGGGGCCCAUGUGGUGGUCAGCAGCCGGAAGCAGCAGAAUGUGGACCGCGCCGUGACCACGCUGCAGGGGGAGGGGCUGAGCGUGACGGGCACCGUGUGCCAUGUGGGGAAGGCCGAGGACCGCGAACGGCUGGUGGCCACGGCUGUGAAACUCCACGGGGGUGUGGACAUACUGGUGUCCAAUGCAGCCGUCAACCCUUUCUUUGGAAAUAUGCUGGAUGCCUCAGAAGAAGUGUGGGACAAGAUUCUGGACAUUAAUGUGAAGGCCACAGCCCUGAUCACAAAGGCAGUGGUGCCCGAGAUGGAAAAACGCGGAGGCGGUUCAGUGGUGAUCGUGGCCUCCAUCGCAGGCUACAGUCCAUUUCCGGGCCUGGGUCCUUACAAUGUGAGUAAAACAGCCUUGUUGGGCCUCACCAAGAACCUAGCGUUGGAGCUGGGCCCAAGGAACAUCCGUGUGAACUGCCUGGCCCCGGGCCUCAUCAAGACCAGCUUCAGCAGUGUGUUUUGGACAGACAAGGCAAGAGAAGACAGCAUAAAAGAAAUCAUGCGGAUAGGCAGGAUCGGCAAGCCUGAGGAAUGUGCGGGCAUCGUGUCCUUCCUGUGCUCUGAGGAUGCCAGCUACAUCAAUGGGGAGACCGUGGUGGUGGGUGGAGGGACGCCAUCCCGCCUCUGAGCAUCUGGAAGUUGCCCCACAAGAAGUCUGACCUUCAGUUCCAGGGUCUGUGACAGGCAUUUCGCAGCUCUGCCUGUCCUACUGCCCCCCUUACGUUCGCCUGCAAAAUCAGUCCUGCAGCUCAUCCUUCCCUGCACUCAAGGCAUGGUCUUAGAAGGAUCCCGGUGUUUUUUUAGUCAUGGAAAGACACCUCCGUAGAACACAGGGCAGGCAGGCCAGCUGAGAAGACUGGGUCUAUCUUGGCAAAGAGGUAUAGAAAUUUUUUGUUUUCCUGAGGGGCCAGAGAGAGAAUAUAGUGGGCAUGGUGCUUGCCUUGCACAUGGCCCACUAGGGCACUAGGGCACAGCCUGGUCCCUUGAGUACCUCCAGGAGUGAUCCCUGAGCACAGAUCCAGGAGUAAGUCCUGUGUUCUACUAGUUGCAUACACCCCCCAGGCCCCACCCCACCCCCAAAAAGAAUUUUUUUUCUGAGCAUCUGGGGGAUUUGAGGGAGAUGGGGGAGAAGGAACCUGGAACAGAAGAAGCUGGACGGGGAAAUUAACUUGCAAAUGAGGUGCAAAUAAAAUGCAGACGAUCCUA